GGGUGUACGCAUUCGCAAACUUUCCGUCACAAAAUACCCCCUGUUCCUCGACGUGCUCGCGACCCUCGAAGGCGCAGGGCAGCUCGACCCGUCUACGACCGAGAUCAAGGACCUGGGCGAGGUCGUGGUCUGCUUCAUUAUCACGGUGCAGCACCUGCGCAGCUUGGGCCUCCUGGAGAAGCCCAAUGGCAACAGCAGCAAGUCCGAGACGUUCGACGGGCGGCUGCUGGACGGGUACAUCGUCGCGUACGCGCGGCCUCGAGGAGGCACUGGGGCUUCGAGCAGAGGCUG
Messenger RNA from Pyricularia pennisetigena, 291 nucleotides. RefSeq lists its product as uncharacterized. The record is from RefSeq and is a predicted model, not a curated record. NCBI's taxonomy places the organism in Eukaryota, Fungi, Ascomycota, Sordariomycetes, Magnaporthales, Pyriculariaceae. The transcript has 2 exons. The annotation marks the transcript as partial.